Messenger RNA from Rhododendron vialii, 1557 nucleotides. RefSeq lists its product as uncharacterized. The record is from RefSeq and is a predicted model, not a curated record. The coding region runs from base 1 to 1557 and encodes 518 amino acids. NCBI's taxonomy places the organism in Eukaryota, Viridiplantae, Streptophyta, Magnoliopsida, Ericales, Ericaceae. The transcript is spliced from 2 exons.
AUGGGAAACGGUGAUUUUAUGGGGAAGAAUCCUGAUGCCGCUUGGGAAUUUUUAGACGCUUUGGUAGAGAAGGCUCAAACUUGGCAAUAUAUAAAUCCAGGCGAUCAAGCAAUGAGAAACCAAGGCCCAAAUGGCUCCGGCAAGUUUUCACUAAGCGAGCAGAAUGGUUUCAAGACCAGGUUAGACGAAUUAUCAAUGAAGAUGGACAGAAUGAAAUUGGACGCGGUCCAAGUGAAAGACGUCAAGGAAGUUCGACAAGUAAAGAAAGUGUGUGUCAUUUGUGAGACUGUGGGCCAUUCAACUGACAAUUGCCAUACCAUUCCCGCCCUCCGACACCAUUAUAGUCAACUUCCCACGGAAGAAGUUUGUGCUUUGAAUCAACGUUGUGAUCCAUAUUCCAAUACUUACAAUCCGGGGUUGCGGUCCAAUCCGGCUUUCCGUUGGGGUAAUCAAAAUGAAUCAGGCACUUCAUCAACGUCUCAAGCUCCUCCUCCCGUUCAGAAUCAAACUUGGCGGCAACCUCAGCUUCAAGGCCCGCCCCGUUUUCCUGCAAUUCAAGGACCACUAGGUUUCAUACCGCCCAAUCAAUUUCACGAGCAAAACCAGUUUCAGUCACAGCAUGCACCGCCUCCGCGGAGAUCUUUGGAGGACACCAUGAAUGCGUUUUGUCGAAUGCAAACUACUACCAACGAGCAAACCGCUCAAGCUUUGAACGAUAUAAGGAAUCAAAUGGGCAACUCUUCGGUGAAUUUCCCCGAGCAAGCCAAGGCCAUUAUUUCUUUGAGGAGCGGGAAGAUCGUGGACAAUGCUCAAGUGGAGCCACCAGUGACGCCAAGUUUACUACCGUUUCCGGCACCAUUGCAGCCAACGACGCCAAAUGAGGAAUCUCCCAUGCAAGCUCCUACAGAAGAAGAGAAGGGAAAGGCCAAGGAGAGUGAUGUUCCGCAAGCUUUCACCGUUCCCCCUCCAUAUCCUAACAGACUAAAGAAGCCAGCUAAGCCAAAUCUGAAUACUGAUAUCUAUGAUCUGCUUAAGCAAGUGACCGUCAAUCUUCCUUUGCUCGAUGCUAUCAAACAUAUUUCGUCCUAUGCUAAAUUUUUGAGGGACUUGUGUACUCAUAAACGCAAGCUCCAAGUACAAAAGAAGGUGUUCUUAACCGAGCAAGUGAGCUCGCUCUUUCAGUCAACCCUUCCUCCCAAGUAUAAUGAUCUGGCGUGUCCGACAAUAUCCAUCACCAUCGGGGGUAAAGUUGUGGAAAAAGCUCUUCUUGAUUUAGGCGCGAGUGUCAACCUAUUGCCGUUCUCGGUAUACGAACAACUUGGGUUGGGAGAAAUGAAGCCAACUCGGGUGACUUUACAAUUGGCGGAUAUGAGUAUCCGAGUGCCUAAGGGGAUGGUCGAAGAUGUGCUUCUUCAAGUUGAUCAAUUUGUGUACCCGGUUGACUUCGUGGUUCUUGACACAUGUCCGGUGCCGGCGGCUCAGGCCGCCGUUCCAAUUAUUCUCGGGCGCCCGUUUUUAGCAACAUCCGAUGCUGUGAUUCACUGCCGGGAUGGCUAA